GGGCCGCAGAGAAUUUAUAGCCAAGCGGAAGGGGUCUGUGCACAUGUGCAAAAGGCAGAGCCCCACUUUGCCAGCGGCUGUGUUUCAAACCCUAACCCUUGUGUCGAGCCAACUGUGGCAGGUGGGUAGGCAUCGUGGAAGGAGCUCAGAGCAUGACCUGCACCAACUUACUAGGCUCGUGAAUUCCCAUCCUUCCAUUUCGAAUCAUAUAUGCGCGGAAGGGAAUACCAAACCCAAGUUUUAUUGUCAACAUUUCGAAUUAUCAUCGCUCGCUACCUCCUCGGAGAAUGCCAACCGAUCAGUUUGUGUCGCUCUCACCUUCCCACUGCAAUGCCUCCCUUCUAGGCACACAUCACUUCCGGAUGUUGCUGUAAGUACCUGGAGAUCUCGCCCAUCCCGCUCAGUGACUGCCCGUUUGUUCCCUGGUGGUGAUGUCAUCAUUAUGGCGUGUGGUGAACCCGCAUUCGGUCUCCGACCCCGACUCCUCCCAUGAGAUUCCGGGUUAGCCUUUCAUUGACUACAGUUUCCCUUAUAUCUCGUUGAGCUCGACAUCACGAGAUCUCAAUCAACCACUAGUCCUUCCGCCGUCACCAACUACCUCAUUGAGUUGCCCACCAUGUCGCUCUCACGGUCGACCCCGAAGACAUCAUCC
This is a messenger RNA of Chaetomium fimeti, 652 nucleotides long. RefSeq lists its product as uncharacterized. The transcript is spliced from 3 exons. The coding region runs from base 44 to 493 and encodes 149 amino acids. Lineage: Eukaryota; Fungi; Ascomycota; Sordariomycetes; Sordariales; Chaetomiaceae. The record is from RefSeq and is a predicted model, not a curated record.